This is a messenger RNA of Pelodiscus sinensis (Chinese soft-shelled turtle), 1141 nucleotides long. The record is from RefSeq and is a predicted model, not a curated record. NCBI's taxonomy places the organism in Eukaryota, Metazoa, Chordata, Testudines, Trionychidae.
GGUCCUGUCGGACACAGACAGCGCUGAGGGCCUGAGUGAGGUGGAACCCCGCUUCUCUGCGACAGUGAUAGAGCUGCAAGAAAAAGAAAGCACUUCUUCCGAUGUGAUAUCUCUUGGCUCUCUUGAAGAAAUAAUGCUUGUUACACCUACAAGCCCCAACAGAGACUUUAUUGCACAUGAAGUCAAUGAAAACCAAAGGAGUAUUGAAGAAAUCUGCAUCUGCUGUGGUAGUUUCCAGAUUCAUACCCAGCAUCCCUUGUUCCACGGAGGAAUUUGUUCUCCAUGUACGGAGAACUUUGUGGAAACAUUUUUCCUGUAUGAUGAUGACGGCUUUCAGUCCUACUGUACCAUCUGCUGCUCAGGAAAGACGCUGCUAAUGUGCGAUGAUCCGACUUGUAAUAGGUGCUAUUGCCUUGAGUGUCUGGAUGUGCUUGUAAGUCCUGGUACUGCAGAGAAAGUUAAAGCAAUGAACACAUGGUUGUGUUUCAUGUGCCUUCCCUUGAGUUCAAAUGGAUUACUGAAGAGGAAGAACAGAUGGCGUGCAGAACUGAAGAGCUUCUAUGAUCAGGAAUCUAACCAUCUUAAGAUUUAUCGGCCUUUAUCUGCAUGGGAACGUAAACCAAUCCGUGUUCUCUCCCUUUUUGAUAAUAUUACCACAGAGAUGACAAAUCUUGGAUUUUUGGACAGCAGCUUGGGGGUUGGUGGCAGGCUGACAUACUUAGAUGAUGUCACUGAUGUUCGGAGGACAGAUGUAAAAGAAGUGGCUCCUUUUGAUUUCAUAUUUGGUUCCACUCCUCCAGUUGGAAAUUCCUACAAACACACUCCCGCUUGGUAUUUCUAUCAAUAUCACCGCAUCCUACAAUAUGGGAAACCCCCAGAGAGCAGUCCCAGGCCAUUCUUCUGGAUGUUUGUGGAUAAUCUGGUGCUAGAAAAAGAAGACAGAGAUACAGCUUCACGAUUCUUUCAGACAGAGGCAGUGACCAUACACAGGGAAUAUAAAGAAAUUGUCCAGAAUGCUGUGAUCUUAUGGAGCAACAUACCAUCUGUUAAAAGCCAAUAUGGCACUCGUUCAGACAGAGAAACUCUCAGUUACAUUGCCAGUUAUUACAACAACUGCAAAGAAUCUGUUGCUGGGAAAUAG